AUGUUGCAGAAUCCUUCCAAAUAUCACGCAAAUCCCUUGUCACACUUCCUGGCAUUGCAUAACACACAGGCACACACAGGAGGUGCCGCUGCAGCAGCCAGUGGCGGUGCAGGAGUGGGCUUGGGGGUGGGCGUGGGCGUGGGUGUGGGAGGCAUCUCUGCACAUGGUCAACCGCAUCAUGCGUUGCCCACAGCAGCUUUGGCGGCGGCAGCAGCUGCGGCGGCCGCCGUCUCGGCAGGUCAGAGUUCGUACCAAAUGGAGCACCAGCAGCAACAUCACCAUCAUCAUCAUCAUCAGGAGCAGCCAGUGCAACACCAACAACUCCCCCACCCAGACAGCCACCACCCACCGACAACAGGCAGCAACAGCAGCAACAACCACCGGGAACAGUUGGCGGCGGCCACUGCGACGUCGCACGCGCAGCUCUUCGAGGCGGCAGCGGCGCAUUCCUCCCUCGACGUGGGCAAGUCCUUUACAAUAGCCGCCAUUUUGGGGCUGCAGAGCCAGGGUCGCAAGGACUACAACAAUGCCAUCAAUCUGUCUCUCAAUGGCGCCGCACGCGAUGCCAUUGACCAGGACAGCAGCCACAACCACAGCCACAACAACAACAACAACAACAACCACAACAACAACAACAACAGCCAGAGUGUAAAGAACUUCAAUUGUGAUAGCAGUCGCUACCUGCCCCCGCACCACCCGCACCAUCAUCCACCUGGAUUUGCGGCCGCCGCCGCUGUGGCAGCCGCCGUGGGGGCAGCAGCUCCCUCGGCCCUGCAGAGCCUCCAACAGCUCCACCAGCAGCAUCACGCCCAGCAGCAGGCCACGCUCAGCUUCCAGCGGGAGAAGCUCAAGUCGGACUCCCACAAGAAGAGCUCGCUGAAGAACAAGCGCGUGCGGACCAUUUUCACGCCAGAGCAGCUGGAGUGCCUGGAGGCGGAGUUCGAGCGGCAGCAGUACAUGGUGGGGCCGGAGCGACUGUACCUCGCCCACACGCUCAAGCUGACGGAGGCGCAGGUUAAGGUGUGGUUCCAGAAUCGUCGCAUCAAGUGGCGCAAGCACCACCUGGAACUCACCCAGCAGCGGCUAGCCCUGAUCCGGCAAACCCAGCUGCCGGGCACGGUCAUGGGCACCGGUUCCGGCUCAGUGGGCGCCAAUGCAGGCGGAUCCGGGUCAACAGAUCUCAACGCCGGAUGCAGUGCAGCCUCGCCCAGUCUGCAGGAGGAGGACAACGAGGACAGCAAGCAAUCGCUGUCGCUGCCCAUGCCGCCCCUGAGUCGAGCCCAGUCCGAGUCCGAUCUGUCCAUCUGCAACGACUCCCUGGACGGCGACAGCCUCAUGGACGGCAGCGAGGAGGCCUAA
Molecule: messenger RNA, 1359 nt
Organism: Drosophila persimilis
Lineage: Eukaryota; Metazoa; Arthropoda; Insecta; Diptera; Drosophilidae
Product: homeobox protein MOX-2
Exons: 2
Coding region: 1-1359 (452 amino acids)
Biological process (GO): neuron differentiation; regulation of DNA-templated transcription; central nervous system development
Molecular function (GO): DNA-binding transcription factor activity, RNA polymerase II-specific; DNA binding
Source: RefSeq, a predicted model, not a curated record